AUGAAUGUCGUAGACACCCUCCAUUGCUGUCUUCACAUUAGCCAUCGACGUGGUCGACGUGACACAAUCAUAGAUAUCAGCAAUGUAGACACCGUCUCCCUCUUGAGCGUUGUUGGCCUCGGUGGCGAAUGCGCAGGCGCCUCCUCCGUUGGCGAUGAAUGUGGUGUAGUCGGUGGAUUGGGAGGAGCAGAAUUGCAGUGGGUUGAUGUGUUCUCCCAUCUGGAUGUCCGCAUCGUCUGGGUCGGUCAUGUGGGGGUUGCGGAGUUGGGAGACUGGCAUGAAUUCAUAAAUUGUAUCAGAUCCCCCCUCAACUCACUCUGGAAGUGGACACUUUGGCACUGGAUCUCCAUCCUCUCCGGAGUGCAGAACACAAACGACUCCAUCUCUUGUCUUUGCUUGAACAUAUGGAAUUCCAUUCACAUCUUCCGGACACUCGCAUCUCGACUUCUCACAUCUCGAUUCUGGCCACACAGCGCUACACUGCUCGGCGUACUGACAUCCAGACUCUCCCGGGUUCUUCUUGAGGUAACAGUAGCCUUGGAUCGCGACGAAGUUGGAGAGACAAGUGCAAGAGCCAGUGGAACAGAACAUUCCCUGAAAGUACAGGGUAAACGAGUCGGUAGAUCAAUGACUUACAGUAAGACAAUCGGUGUUGAAGCUACAGAAAUCGCCGACUCUUCCAGAACCGGCGACUCCUUGACGCUUGUACCGAACAUUGCCAGUUCGGCACUUUCCGUCGAUGAAGAAUUGGCUCUGGAAAUGUUUGUUGUCUGUCUGUGCAGAUUUGUCCAGAUGUCCUAG
Messenger RNA from Caenorhabditis remanei, 801 nucleotides. RefSeq lists its product as uncharacterized. The transcript has 2 exons. Bases 1 to 801 code for a protein of 266 amino acids. The record is from RefSeq and is a predicted model, not a curated record. Lineage: Eukaryota; Metazoa; Nematoda; Chromadorea; Rhabditida; Rhabditidae.